CACUGCCCACAUGACAAUUGUGCACUAGGGGUUUCGCGUUCCAUUGACUGCCGCUUGAUUGAUUACCUCCCCCCGCCGUCCACAACUACGCAAUGGACGAGGAUGACGCAGUGUUGAAGCGCCGGGAGAUCGUGCGCAAUAGCAUGCGCCGCCACCGGGCCAUGAAUAACCGAGUCUUGAGUGAUCUCCAAGCCCAAGUGGAGUUCUUAGAACGUGUGUACGAAGCAAAGACAGCAACAGCACUUCACAAUCGAGACGCUCGCUUUGACAGACUCACAGCAUCGACGCAGUUUUUGUUGCAUCAAAACGCCAUGUUGCUCGAGGCGCUGCGCCGUCGGGCAGCCAUGAACCAAGCCUUGCUUCGUACAAUCCCCCGGCUCACAGAUAUGCCGUCCUUGCUCUACGACAACGAGUUCAUUCAAUCUCACCUUAGCGUCUUCAAGUCAACGUUACUGUCCACAAGCCACCUCCCUCCAUCGUCUGCAAGGGUUUCGACCGACGCGGUCGAUGGGUGGGAGUCUCAAGUGGUUAAGACCCAGGCGCUGGUCAAGUAUUCAUCUGUCAAAGUAUGCCGCAACAUGGCUGCGCCGACCGACGUCGUGUGGCGGGAGAUGUGGACCAAAUAUUGCAACGUCCAGGUAAUUGCACGAAUGGGGAACGUAUCUCGAUGCCGGAUCGUUCGACUUGUGGACAUGGACACCGUGGCGUUUGAAGCAGUCUUGGUGGACCAAGCGACAGGCCGCACCAUUCCCCGAAUCCUGGUUCUCCAUCGAUUUCAACAUGGAUCGGCCUCGUACAUCGGACGUGUCGUCUUGGAUAAAGCAGCCAUUGGACGUGGUCCGCCUGUGUACCACAUCAAUUUGUUGGGGUUGGAGGGACAGUCGACGCAAGGGGAGAUGCGCGUGACGAGCAAGGGAGUCAUUUCGCUCGACCUGGUCCACCCGCUUUACGCUCAAGCUGUCCUGGCACAAAAUGCUCUGCACUUGCGGACGUACGAAAGCAAUGCCCUGCAUGAUCCAGACGCAACCACCUAUUAAACCAUUGAACCUCCCACCGUUGCAAAUUUUCCAUGACUUAGCGACGACGCGAUCUCAUCCAAGUAUACAAAUGCUUAUGGCCAGAGGAAUGUGUCCAUUUGCACACAUGACUACAUCACACGAGUCCGCCACCGUAGUAGCUGUCGAACGACUUAUGGUAAUGAAAAUUGUCGUUCCUUCGCUGUCCCA
Molecule: messenger RNA, 1226 nt
Organism: Aphanomyces invadans
Lineage: Eukaryota; Oomycota; Saprolegniomycetes; Saprolegniales; Verrucalvaceae
Exons: 4
Coding region: 93-1037 (314 amino acids)
Source: RefSeq, a predicted model, not a curated record